AUGACCUCGCUAUUGCGUCAGAUGUGUUACAUCAAUAAAACUACAAGAAUUGGCUCACUCAACGUUUAUAAACAAUUUCUAUGUGCUAAAUCUGAUGAUCCAAUCCAAUCUCAUAUAGGAAAAUUAGUGAAGGGUAACAAAAUCGUCGUCUUCAUGAAAGGUGACCCACAAGCUCCCAGAUGUGGGUUUAGCAAUGCAGUUGUUGAUAUUUUGAAUAUUCACAAAGCUAAAUUUGAAGCGCAUGAUGUACUUGUUGAUGAAAAUCUUAGAAAUGGAAUAAAAGAAUUUUCCAAUUGGCCAACAAUUCCCCAAGUUUUUGUAGAUGGAGAAUUCAUUGGUGGUUGUGAUAUUUUGUUGCAAUUGCAUAGGUCAGGCGAAUUAGAUAAAAUACUAGAAAAGAACACUCAAGAAAAUCCUGUAGCAUAA
Messenger RNA from Macrosiphum euphorbiae (potato aphid), 426 nucleotides. The record is from the annotation of a GenBank genome assembly. Lineage: Eukaryota; Metazoa; Arthropoda; Insecta; Hemiptera; Aphididae.